This is a messenger RNA of Seminavis robusta, 2553 nucleotides long. The record is from the annotation of a GenBank genome assembly. NCBI's taxonomy places the organism in Eukaryota, Bacillariophyta, Bacillariophyceae, Naviculales, Naviculaceae.
AUCGCCUUCAUCGUUUCUCACGAUAAGUCAAUUCUCGCGCCAAUGCUUUUGUUUGUUCGAAACGACGACCACCAUGUCCGUUUCUUCUUCUUGUCCAUCUUGGUCAUCGCUUCGACGUGCCUCGACCCUCGUGACAGGAGAAAUGGCCGCGAUCGUUGCCGUUUUCUGCUCGUCAAGAGGAUCAUUUCCUCGUGUUCCACAGAAGCUCAUUAUUUCGCAUCGACGCUGUUGUUGACACACCGAAUUGCUUAAGUUCACCUCUGAUUACCAUACAGCAACGAAACAAUGACGACAACGAUGAUUCGAUUUCUCUUGACGACCAUGACGUUCUCCUUGGCAACUGCAGCACCGCAAACGUACGGCUUUCCAUGUCUGGGUUCUCGCGUCUAUCCCAGCUACUCGUCGGGUGCUCCAGAUUCGUGGUUGGGGUCGUUCUCUCCAGUAGACGAAAGUGAGUUCCAAUGCGCUACGUUGGGCUAUGGCGUGACGGCGGCCAAUGCCAAUGCCAUGAUGGAAAGCGAGUUUUCCGUCGAGACCAUGAUGCAACACUUUCAGUCGGAGCCCGCCAAUGCGCUGUCGAUGGAAAUGUGGAUUAGCCUCCCCGACGAGCCCAUUGCCGCAGGGGCGCAACGAUCCAUCUUGACUGUGGGGGAAUCGACCAAUCAUACUCAAGAUCCCUUGGUGGAGAAACGUCGCGAUGAAUGUGUUGGUCUUGACUUCCAAAUAUCGCAGGUGGGUGAAGACAGGCUGAGGAUUCUUUGGCGCGAUGAGAAUGUCCAGGUCCAAUGCCGGGUUGUCUUCUUUGAUCUACCCGAUGAGGUCAAGAGAGGUCGCGAUCUGCUUCACAUUGUCUGGGUUCUUGGACAGCUACCCGAAUACGACUACCAGACUCGGUUGAGUGUCUUUUUCAAUGGACGGCCCUACGUCAAGGAUGGAAAAUGGGUGUACGAAAAUGCCGACAUCAAAGCCAUCCAAUUCAGUGGACAGCUCAAAAAGUGGAAUCCUCAGUAUCACAUGCAGCUCUUCCAUCACAAUGUGGAAGAGCUUUCCAGGACUGGUGCAUUCGCUGGAUCCGUGCACGAAUUGUCCAUCCACGAUAGCUACAUGACGGGCCAGGAAAUCAAGGAGGCUUACGUUGUCGGCUUGGAGAGCAUUCGCCAAGGUGCCAAGCCCAAGACAGCUCCUCCGUUGCCAGUGCAAAGCACGGAAGAGGAACAACAGAGUGACAACAGCCAGAGCACCGCUGCACCCACGAGUCCGUCUGAGGAGCAAACCGAACUCGGUAUUCCCAAGCUCGUCGCAAAGCCCGAUGAAUUCUUCAUUGUCCCUCAGGGCUCGCCAACCCCAAUCACGCUCAGUGGAGAAUCUACUCUCAACCCCGCAUGGGUGAAUGGUUGGUGGGAAAUCAAGGUUGAAAUCAUGGAAGCACCUCGCUUUGGACGUCUUCUACUAGCCAACGAUGCCAAGCAUCCGCCAAUCCAGACUGGAGAUCUGCUCAACAUGGUGGAGAUGGAACGUGCAUUUGGAGUGUUGGCUCGAUACGAGCAAGACGAUGGAGACUACUUCAACCGGCCUCAGGUCUCCGACACGGGCGACGACUUGGGCACACAAAUGGAAUCUUUUCUAUACCGCAUCGUCGCCGUGGAUACCGUCAAUCAGGGAGUCUUGAGCUAUUCCUCUGUUGUGCAGCAACCUGUGCAUGUCGUCCGUGCCAACGAACCGGCCAAGCUCGUGACCGAAAAUCUCAGAACGCCUUUUGAAUGGACGGAGCACCUAGGUUUUGAUGGACGAGAAAAUAUUCCAAGGACCUACUUUCGCGAGCCCAUCCAGGUGCAGGAUCCAGCAAAGGGCAAGGUCGAGCGGAUUCGUGUGGACAUCUUCACCAACUCGACCGCAACAGUCUCGUUGAACGAGCAGAAUCUGCACCUGGCAGAGCUGGAGGUUUGCAGCAAGCGAGAGUUCUCCCAGUGGCGGUGCAUUGGAACGGGAGAGAACGAUCGCGCAAUCACUUUUGUGGCCUACCCCAGCGACGUGGAACUCAUCCUGAAGGAUAUGAUUUACGAUGGAGUCUACAACGAACCUGGACUGGUCACCAUUCAAAUCUGGGACGGGCGAGGUGGAAAUUGCUUGAGUCGGCAGGAGCACGCUGCACUCGUCUAUGAAAACGGGCGGCCCAUGGAGGAGAAUGAAGUGUGCUACUCGGACACAUUGGUGAUUGCCAUGGAAGCACGGGACGGGGAAAGCGCCGUGAUCCCCGAAGUACAAAACCUAGGGCAGCCCCUGGCUGUCGCAACCACCAUCUUCAUUAUAGGGUUGAUAGGGUGUUCUCUCGUCACUUGUUGCAAGCUCUGCGGCAAGAUCGUCGCCCACUGCAAGUGGCUUAUGGCAGGCAACAGCAAGGAAAUCGAACCUCGUGAUGAUGCAGAGACGGAAGCUACAACAAGCCAAGUAUCUGAGGAUGUCCCAUAGCACUGUGUAACAAAGAAUAGACAAGUCGACUCAAACUAAAAAAUAUAGAGACAACCCCUAAAGCAAGUAAAGACCUUCACAAUG